AUGCCGUCGUCGUCGCGAGCCACUGCACGCACUUCGGGCACCGUCAGCGACGAGGACAUACUAGCACUUAUCAACUCCGGGCAGUCCCUCUCGGACCUCGUCAAGGAGCUGAUCUCGCUGCGAAGAUGGAAAGCCGAGCAGCUACAGAAGCAGGCCACUGAAGCAAAGCGUGUGGAUGUGCUCCUCAACCGCCUUUGUGACGACUGUAGAGGCACUGCCGCCCGCUGGUUCAAUGGACGGGCAGGGCCCACGGACGAACUCCCUGUUGAACUCCUGCACGCCGUCUUCCAGUACGCGUCGCCCCCGUCCCAGCUUGUCGACCCCAUCCCGACCCGAGGCUCGCACACGCUCUGGACUCACGUCAUGCACUGGAAGUUCAACUUCCUCCGAGUCUGCAAGCACUGGCAUCGCGUCGCGCUCGUCUCGAUGUACGAAGACGUCGCCCUGCGCUCCGCACGCCAGGUCUACGCUUUCGCCGCCGCCCUGCGUGGCAACCCCGCUCUCGGCCCGCUCGUCAAGCUCCUCCUCAUCGACUGCCCCGUCGUGCUUGAGAUCCGAGAGCUCGUCGUCCGCGACCUCGUCUACAUCGUCACCCAAUGCGCCGGCCUCCGCACCCUCAUCUUCACCGACAGCCUCUUCACGAUGGAGGACGAGCUCCGGCGCGUCGCCCUCUACCCGUUCCACAACCGCCUCGCCGUCGCCGUCUCCCACCUCUCCGACACCCUCACCCGCUUCGAGCAGUGGCCCCAGGGCGGCACCCCGCACUUCACCGCCCCGCUCCACGUCCUCGCCCCCUUCGCCCACCUCCGCACGCUCGCGAUCAACGUCGACCACCCCGCCGGCCGCGAGCCCCUCUCCCUGCCCUCGCUCGUCGAGCUCGACCUCUCCAAGGCGUACGACACCGACGGCACGCCCGAAGCGCCCCCGCCCCCGCCCGCACCGCGCUUCGACCGCUGGGCGCUCCCGCGCCUCACCGCGCUCGUCCUCCCGCUCGUCACGCGCGUUCAGGCGGGCGUGCUCCGCGCGCACGGCGCCACGCUCACCUACCUCGAGUUCCGCGACCACAUGGAGAUGGGCCUCCGCGACGCCGACGACGACGACGACGGCACGGGCGGCCCCCCCGCGCCCCACCUCGCCCUCCUCCACCUCUGCCCCCGCCUCCGCCACCUCGUCUUCGAGGGCCGCGAGAACGACGUCUCGGACGCGGACCGCCUCCCGCCCCACCCGACCCUCGCCUUCGUCGACGUCUGGACGGCGUGGGGGGUGUACCGGAGCGACCUCGACGCGCUGUUCCCGGACGCGCGCGUGCGGCGGGCGUCCGCCGCGACGCUGGCGGACUCGGACUCGGACAGCAACUUUACGCUGAGCUCGAGUGACUACGACACGUCCUCGACCGAGGACGCGGGACGUGGUGGGACUCGGACGACGCGGACGACGUCCUCCUGGAGACCAUGGCGCGCUCUGUGCGCUCGGGACGGUCGCGGGCUUGAAGCGGGCCUUGUGUAA
Messenger RNA from Epithele typhae, 1506 nucleotides. RefSeq lists its product as uncharacterized. The record is from RefSeq and is a predicted model, not a curated record. Lineage: Eukaryota; Fungi; Basidiomycota; Agaricomycetes; Polyporales; Epitheliaceae. The transcript has 4 exons. The coding region runs from base 1 to 1506 and encodes 501 amino acids.